Messenger RNA from Nicotiana tabacum (common tobacco), 1185 nucleotides. Its product is annotated as peptidyl-prolyl cis-trans isomerase CYP21-3, mitochondrial-like. Gene Ontology annotation, biological process: protein peptidyl-prolyl isomerization. Gene Ontology annotation, molecular function: peptidyl-prolyl cis-trans isomerase activity. NCBI's taxonomy places the organism in Eukaryota, Viridiplantae, Streptophyta, Magnoliopsida, Solanales, Solanaceae. The record is from RefSeq and is a predicted model, not a curated record.
GUAGAGCAUUGAAAAUUAAACAAAGAUUCAUUUAACUGUCUUCUCUGUUCUGUCACCUAACGCCACACGGAAUACAACGAAGAGACAGUGAAGAAACAACGAAAAGUAAUCAAAUUCUACCAGCGAAGAGAUAAUACUUGAAAGUCGUAAGCCUCAUGGCGAAGAUAAAACCACAAGCUCUUCUAUUGCAAAGCAAAAAGAAGAAGGGGCCAAGUCGUGUUAGUAUCCCUACGAUCAUGCUAUAUGGCGUGAUUGUUGCUGUCAUGGUGUUUUUCCUGUUUGCUACUUAUAGACACUGGUCUCGGAGGUCAAUAAUUCAGACACAUGAUGACUUGUUGACCUCUGAGGGUGAAAAUUCUUUUAUUGAGCAUAAGGAAUCUGAUGCCCCUAAAUAUGCGUUCAUAUCCACCUCAAAAGGAUCGAUAACCGUGGAACUUUACAAAGAUGGUUCUCCUGACAUUGUUGACGAAUUUGUUGAUUUCUGUCAGAAAGGCCACUUCAAAGGGAUGCAAUUUAAUCGUGUAAUAAAGCACUUUGUUAUCCAUGGUAGUAAAGUUGAUAAACUUGACGCUACAGAAGAUUGGACUUCGAGGGGAAAGCAUUACAGUCGACUAGACACGAGCCUGAAGCAUGAAGCUUUUAUGCUUGGUACUUCAAAAACAAAACAUGAAGGUGGAGGAUUUGAUCUGUUUAUAACGACUGCUCCAAUCCCAGAUCUGAAUGACAAGAUCAAUGUAUUUGGGCGUGUGAUAAAGGGAGAAGAUAUUGUGCAGGAAAUUGAAGAGGUAGAUACAGAUGACCAUUAUCGACCCAAAACUCCUGUUCGGAUCAAUGAAGUUACUCUAAAAUACAACAUUUGAAGCCUGCAGUGUCCAUAAUAUGAUGUUCUUAAACCUCAUUGAUCAAAGUCUGCAGUGAAAACGUGGAUUUGCAAUAUGGGUACAGCGACAGAAACCAUCUUGCUGAUUUUAAUUCCUCAGUAGUGACAUGACGCGGCUUGUCAUUGAUGCUUGUUGUGUAAAAAUCUUGAUAUGAUAUUCCAUUUGUAUAACUUUUUUUGUUUUUUCCCAAUUUUUCCCCUUAGAUAAAUGUUCGGCAGCUCUCUGUUAUUUUAUAACGUAGUAUGUUGAGAGGAAAACUAUCUUAACUUGAAUAUAAUCAGAGACACAACUUUACCCGAGAAAA